This is a messenger RNA of Myiozetetes cayanensis, 2778 nucleotides long. RefSeq names its product RALY heterogeneous nuclear ribonucleoprotein (gene RALY). The transcript has 10 exons. Gene Ontology annotation, molecular function: RNA binding. Lineage: Eukaryota; Metazoa; Chordata; Aves; Passeriformes; Tyrannidae. Gene Ontology annotation, cellular component: nucleus. The coding region runs from base 228 to 1070 and encodes 280 amino acids. The record is from RefSeq and is a predicted model, not a curated record.
GGUGCGGGGCGGUGCGCGGCACUGAGCCGGCGGCUCCCGCGGGCGACGCGGGACGGGCCGGGCCCUCCGUCCGCUCCGCUCGCUCCGCGCCGCGUCCCCCGCACCGCAUCCCGGCACCGAGCCGGCCCGGGUGAGGCUGACACCGUCGAGGGGUUGUGCGCCUGCUCCCGCAGCGCCGACGGGAGGACUGACAAACCCCAAGUGCCCAGCCAGUCCCGGCGUCCAAGAUGUCCCUGAAGGUGCAGACGAGCAACAUCACGAACAAGAAUGACCCCAAGUCCAUCAACUCGCGGGUGUUCAUCGGCAACCUCAACACGGCCGUGGUGAAGAAGUCGGACGUGGAGACCAUCUUCUCCAAGUACGGGCGGGUGGUGGGCUGCUCCGUGCACAAGGGCUACGCCUUCGUGCAGUACUCCAACGAGAGGCACGCGCGCGCCGCCGUGCUGGGCGAGAACGGCCGCAUCCUGGCCGGACAGACCCUGGAUAUCAACAUGGCUGGGGAACCCAAACCCAACAGACCCAAAGGGCUCAAGAGAGCAGCCUCUGCCUUGUACAGCGGCUACGACUUCGACUACGACUAUUACAGAGACGACUUCUACGACAGGCUCUUCGAGUACCGGGGCAGAGUGUCCCCCGUGCCCAGGGUGGUCCCUGUGAAGAGGCCCCGGGUCACCAUCCCGCUCGUGCGGCGCGUGAAGGCCUCGCUGCCCGUCAAGCUCUUCGCCAGGUCGGCCGCCAUCGCCAACAGCUCGGCCAAGCUCAAGUUGAAGAGCAGUGAGCUGCAGACAAUCAAAACUGAGCUGACACAGAUCAAGUCCAACAUUGAUGCUCUGCUGGGCCGGCUGGAGCAGAUUGCAGAGGAACAGAAGCUGUCUGCAGAGGUUCGGAAGAAGGCUGAGAGCAGCAAAAGUGAAGUGUCCCAGGAGGACACGGCGUCGGAGGCCGAGGCCAACACAGAGGAGCCGCUCAACGGGGACGAGGGGGAGGAGGAGGGUCUUGCACGGGAUGAGUGUGAAGAUGAACUGGAGAACAGCCAUUACACAGAUGUGGAGGAUGCCAGACUACAGUAACCAGCCCUCUCAGAACAGCAGUGAGCAACUGUGUGAGGAAAGCACGAGGCUAAACCCUGUCCUGGCACGUUGAGCAAGGCAAGCUGAACGGAAGUGCUGCUGUCAUCUCUACCUGGCAUCCAAAAGGAGAAACAUGGCCCGACAUCUUCCAUCCAUCUGUAAAGCAAAGACAAGGAAAUCUCAUCAUCCCAGCGAAUCCCCACUCCCCCUGCAAUGGAUUGGGAGCUCUGCAGCCAGAGGAGGCAGGAGCCAAACCUGCACAGCCCAGAGCCACCCCAGACUGGAGAACAGGAGAGCUGUGUCCCCAGGGAGUCCGAGGGGUUUGCAGGAGAGCAGGGAGGGCUCAGCCCAGCCCAGUGCAGACGUUUUUCCCCGUGUGAGGUGAGAGCCAGAGCAUUUCCUGACUGAGGGAGAAGUACUGUCUCAGUGUGGAUGGUUUGUGUUCUUGCACUGGGGAUCCUGGUGAGGAGGAGGGUGUGGGGUGAGCUGUCCUCCAGAACAGUCCCCUCCUGUCACGGCUCUCUUGCCCCGUGAACCGCCGUGGGUCCACAGGCACUUCCAGGCGGGAAGGAGUCGGAGCUGGAGCUCGUGCUGUGCUCUGGAAGCUGCUUGAAGAGGGAAGGGGAGAGGAAGCUGCAGGAAAGCAAGUGAUCCCCAGCAGGAGGAACAAAGCCAACGUCACCUUCAGUGGUUUGGUGUCCUCGUUCUCCCCUGGGAAGGCACCGUGUGAAGGCUGAGCGAGUCUCUGCAGAGUGAGGGGAGGGGGGGGAUGUGGGUGAGACCCUUUGCUUGGACCAGCUGCUCCCUGGGAGGGAUGGAGAGCACCCACUUCUGCAGCCCAGUGCCAGAGACAUCAGCCCCUCCCCUGGGGAGCCCCCAGCUCCUCCUGCCCCAUCUCACACCGACCUGGCACGUCGGGAGAGCUCCAACAGCUCCUGCUCUGUCACAGCCCGAGGGGUCCGUGCAGUGUGACAGCCCCUGGGGACAGCACAGUGCACGUGGGUGUGCAAGCACCUCCCCUGCUCCCCAGAGUCCAUCCAGCUGCUCCCCAGCCGUGCCCUGGCCGUGAGCAGGGGCUGCACGGCCCUCGGGUGGCUCCUCGGGGGGAGCCCCCUCGUGCCGCAGCACCCCAAGAGCUCUCAGCCUUUCUCCUCCUCCUUCUUGGGCUUACCCGGUUUUCCUGGGGUAGAUGGGGCUGAAACUCACUGCAGCACUUUAUUCAGAUCUGAUGUGUCCUGCCCACCUCCUUCCCUUCCAAAACACACCCCCACACCCAGUGCUUUGACUCCAGCCCGGUGUCCACCCCUUCUCCUGGGUCAGACCCUCCCACACCACGCAUGGCCCCGGGUCCUUCCGAGUGCUCCAACCUCAUCCACGGCAUCUCUGAAGGAUGAAGGGGAAAACAGGCCUGGGGGCAGCACCCAACACCCCCACCACCCCACCAGGGCCACCCUGGAGCGAAGCACAAGGUUUGAGUUGCGUUCCUGAGUUUGGAAUGUUUGGUGAGGGAUCAGAGGGAUAACAGAGCUGUCCCCUCCCUGUGCCGGUUCCUGUCCAGUCUCCACUGUUGUCCUGAGCCUUGUAGAGCUGUUUUCUAGGCCUGGAGAGAUGAGUUGCAGUUUUUGCUAUGAACUGACUGUGAUGCUGAUGUUUGGGAGAAAGGUGACCUUGUACAUACGACCCUGUAUAAUAAAAGAAAGAAAUCUAA